This is a messenger RNA of Labrus mixtus (cuckoo wrasse), 2877 nucleotides long. It is a transcript of the gene keap1a, whose product is annotated as kelch-like ECH-associated protein 1a. Gene Ontology annotation, molecular function: protein binding. The coding region runs from base 1040 to 2845 and encodes 601 amino acids. The transcript has 12 exons. The record is from RefSeq and is a predicted model, not a curated record. NCBI's taxonomy places the organism in Eukaryota, Metazoa, Chordata, Actinopteri, Labriformes, Labridae.
GGACGCGUACAGGGAAGACUUUCUCGACUUGACAAUGCGCUAGUGUGUUUUCAGCUGUGUAACAGUUAUAUAAUGCCCGCUUAACGCCGUCCUCCCCUGGCCGAGGUUCAGUUUCAGUUUGAGGAAUGCUGCUCCUGACUUGUUGCCAUAUAGGUCUCUGUACAUGCGUAUUACCCUCAUAGUGUAGGCUGUUUGCGAGUUUGCACAGUCAUGUUGGUGUAGAAACCCCCCCCCCUUCCCCCUUCCCCUCCCAAACACCCAGCGGACCUGGACGAGUUACGCACCACCGCGAGUGUUUUCUGUACGGGGGUGAAAACAGCUGUCGUGUAAACGCGGACUUUGGAUAAGCAUCAAGAAAGGAAGCGGUCAAAGAACAUUCCUGCCAGGAAUACAUCACAGUGUGCUCUUUCACACAUCUGCCAACCACUUCCUCUUUUCCUGUGACUCUCUAAAGUGCAGAGGACUCUGACAUUUCAGAAUGGAUUACUUUGAAAACCCUGAAACCCGUCGAAACGGGACAAACAACCAUUCGGCGCUCGUGGUUUGACCCGUGCCGUGCGGGGGGGAAACUAUCUAGUCCCGAUUCAAACGGCAUGAAGGCAGCCAUGUUGGAGCCUGGAUCUGUGGACGGGGGACGAAUCAGCAAGGUUUUUUAUCGACUAUAUUUCUGCAGACAAACACGUGAGCUGGACAUAUUUUAUGUUGCAUCUGGCUUUGUCACUGGACUAUUUGCUCUGCCAGCUGGCUGUGAGUGGGAUCACAGACAAAUAGUACCAUUAAACUGUUCUCUUCCCUAACUUCUUGGGAAAUGCGGUGUUGUUGUUGAAAAUAUUUUUGAGUUACAAUUGAGAAGAAAUGGAGGAGCUAAGGACAUAUGCACAUUGUAGCUUUUACAUGAACAAUUUAAAGACCGAAGGAGUUUCCUCUUAAAAAUCCUUCCUCCAAUGGGAUAAGUGGUAAACACAUAUUGAACUAUAAAGGACUUAAAUCUAAAAAGGUUGAUCCCGAAAGAAGGGUACUCCGCCACCUCUCUCCCAGGAUGCAUUGCCAGUCGAGGAAGAAACGCCCCACGCGUGACUCAGAUUUCUCAGCCAUCGCGGUGCCCUCCAUGCACGGCUCCGGCUGUCUUGACUACACGGUCGAGACUCACGCUUCCAGAUCCCUCCGAGUGAUGGAGGAGUUCCGACAGCACGAGAUGUUGUGUGAUCUGGUGCUACAUGUGACACACAAGGAUAGGACGGUGGACUUCAAGGUGCACAGGGUGGUCCUGGCCUCCUGCAGCCCUUACUUCAGAGCCAUGUUUACCAGCAGCUUCAAAGAGUGUCGAGCCUCCGAGGUCACACUGCGCGAUGUCUGCCCCCAGGUGGUUGGAAGACUCAUUGACUUUGCAUACACUGGCAACAUCACCGUGGGAGAGACGUGUGUGUUGCAUGUUCUUUUGGCUGCAAUGAGGUAUCAAAUGGAGGAUGUAUCCAAGGCAUGCUGUGAUUUUCUCAUUAAGCACCUCGAGCCUGCUAAUGUCAUCGGCAUCGCUCGCUUUGCCGAGGAGAUCGGCUGCACAGAGCUGCAACUGCGAAGCCGAGAGUAUAUCAACACACACUUCAAUGAGGUGACCAAAGAGGAUGAGUUCUUCAGCCUCUCUCACUGCCAGCUGCUUGAGCUCAUCAGUCAGGACAGUCUCAAGGUGCUCUGCGAGUCUGAGGUGUAUAAGGCGUGUACGGACUGGGUCCGCUGGGAUACGGAGGGUCGAGCUCAAUAUCUUCAUGCCCUCCUGAAUGCCGUUCAUAUCUACGCUCUGCCUCCAAAGUUCCUGAAGAACCAGCUUCUGUCCUGCCCCAUCCUCAGCAAGGCCAACUCCUGUAAGGACUUCCUGUCUAAAAUCUUCCAGGAUAUGACUCUGAGGAAGCUGCCUCCUGCUCCAAACCGAGGAACUCAACUCAUCUAUGUGGCUGGCGGAUACCAGCAGCAUUCACUGGCCUCCAUGGACGCUUAUGAUCCCAGGAGGAAUGUCUGGCUGAAACUGGCAGACAUGGGGUCUCCAUGCAGUGGCCUGGGAGCCUGUGCGCUGUUUGGACUGCUCUACACUGUCGGGGGCAGGAACCUUUCGCUUCAAACCAACACUGAGUCAAGCUCUCUGUGCUGCUACAACCCAAUGACCAACCAGUGGAGCCAGCGAGCCUCCCUCAACAUCCCCAGGAACAGGGUCGGCGUGGGAGUGGUGGACAGCUGCAUCUACGCUGUCGGAGGCUCCCAGGGCUCCACGCAUCACAACACGGUGGAGAGAUGGGACCCCGAGUCUAACCGCUGGUCCUUUGUGUGCCCGAUGUCUGUGGCUCGUCUGGGUGCUGGAGUGGCGGCCUGUGGGGGGGUCCUAUAUGUGGUGGGGGGAUACGACGGGCAGAACCGCUGGAACACUGCUGAGAAAUACCAGCCUGACACCAACACCUGGCACCAGCUGGCACCCAUGAGCACUAUACGCAGUGGACUAGGAUUGGUGUGUGUGAACUCCUACCUGUACGCAGUAGGAGGGUAUGACGGGCAGAACCAGCUGUGCACUGUUGAGCGCUACAAUAUAGCCAGGAACCAGUGGGAGCCCAGGGCCUCCAUGCAGUACUGCCGCAGUGCUUAUGGAGUCACCGUCCACCAGGGCUGCAUCUUUGUCCUGGGAGGUUUUAACCAGCACGGCUUCCUGUCCAGCGUUGAGUGUUACUGUCCCGAGACAAAUGAAUGGACGCGUGUCACAGACAUGCCUGUCGGACGCAGCGGGAUGGGUGUCGCUGUUACCAUGGAGCCCUGUCCCGGCAGCCUGCCAGAACAAGAGGAGGACGAGGACGGAGCCACAUAGGAAGAAAACUGCGCAAACGUCAACAGUUUUUU